Cucurbita pepo subsp. pepo (vegetable marrow) is the source of this 843-nucleotide messenger RNA. Lineage: Eukaryota; Viridiplantae; Streptophyta; Magnoliopsida; Cucurbitales; Cucurbitaceae. The record is from RefSeq and is a predicted model, not a curated record.
AUGAACAAUUUAAAGCCACAGUUUGAAAAAUUGCUUGCCAAGAUGAACACUGACCACGACGGUGGCCUCGCUUGUGCCAUUGUCGAUAUGUCAAUGGGUUGGGUCCUCGAAAUCGCUGCCAGUUUGGGCGUGAAAGGAGCCAUUUUCACGCCUUUCACAGCCGCUCACUCUGUUUUGAAUCUCAGCCAUAACGAACUUAUUGAAAGUGGCAUCAUAACCCCAGAAGGGAUUCCGGUAGAAGAAAAGACAAUCGAAUUGGAAUCACUGGGAACUCCCUCAAUGAUCCACACUAGUGACCUUCCUUGGCGGUGCGUUCCAUUCAAGAACUCGCAAAAGAUUUUGUUCGAUCACUUAGUUAGAGUCCAGCGAGGGUGCCAUUACGCGAAAUGGUACAUUUUAAUAGUGCCUCACGUAUUGGAGCCACAAGUGGUUUCACUCAACCCCAAGCUUCUAACGAUUGGCCCACUCAUUGCGACGGAGGCAGGGCAAUUGUGGAAAGAAGACGAGUCCUGCAUCCAUUGGCUGGACCAGCAACCGGCAGGGUCGGUUGUGUACAUGGCAUUUGGGAGCAGCACCGACUUCAACCAGGAACAGUUUGAGGAGAUCGCGAUGGGGAUGGAGCUUACGGAGCGACCGUUCAUGUGGGUGGUGCGGCAGGGAACAGAGCACCAACUUCCAGCGGGUUUUAAGGGGGGAAAAGGGAAAAUAGUGAGUUGGGUGUCGCAGCAAAAGGUGCUAAACCACCCUUCUGUAGGGAUAUUUAUGAGCCACUGUGGGUGGGACUCUGUAAUCGAAGGGGUGAGUAGUUCCUUUGUUGGCCGUACGUGGGAGACCAUUUUCUGA